Molecule: messenger RNA, 2860 nt
Organism: Stegastes partitus (bicolor damselfish)
Lineage: Eukaryota; Metazoa; Chordata; Actinopteri; Pomacentridae
Gene: slitrk5
Product: SLIT and NTRK like family member 5
Exons: 1
Coding region: 1-2628 (875 amino acids)
Biological process (GO): positive regulation of synapse assembly; axonogenesis
Molecular function (GO): protein binding
Source: RefSeq, a predicted model, not a curated record
AUGCAUAUCUGGAUCCUAAAAAUAAUCCUUCUGAUUGCAUCAUCUCUGAGGCUGGUUGAGAUGUAUGACAAUUAUGGGGAGAUCUGCCGAAACCUGUGCACAUGCGAGGAGAAGGAAGGGAUCCUGACGGUGAGCUGCGAGAACCGGGGCAUCAUCAGACUCACGGAGAUCAGCCCGGUCCACUUCUCCAUGUACCACCUCCUGCUGACGGGGAACCUCCUGAAGAAGCUGUCGGUCAAUGAUUUCAUCAAUUACACCGGGGUGACCAUACUGCACUUGGGGAACAAUGACAUCUCCGAGAUCGAGUCGGGUGCCUUCAAUGGACUCCAGGGAUUAAAAAGGUUGCACCUGAAUAACAACAAGAUCGAGGUUCUGAGGGAUGACACCUUUGCGGGGCUGGAGAGUUUGGAAUACCUACAGAUUGAUUACAAUUACAUCACCAACAUAGAGCCCAACGCCUUGAGCAAACUGCACCAACUGACAGUGAUGAUUUUGAAUGACAACCUACUCUCCGCCCUGCCUCCGAACAUCUUCCGGAAUGUCCCCCUCACGCACUUGGACCUGAGGGGGAACCGGUUGAAAAUGUUCCCCUACAUUGGCCUCCUGGAGCACAUGGACAAAGUUGUGGAAUUACAACUGGAGGAGAACCCGUGGAAUUGCUCCUGCGAGCUCAUCGCUCUCAAGGCCUGGCUGGAGAGCAUAGCCUACACGGCUCUGGUGGGCGAGGUGGUGUGCGAGACGCCGUUCAGGCUCCACGGCAGGGACCUGGACGAGGUGUCCAAGCAGGAACUCUGCCCGCGAAGACCCCUCGAAGACACGGUCAGGCCUGCACCCCCUAGCAGCACCAAUGGAUAUUACCAGACCACGCCAGCUGCUGUCACAGCCUCUGCCACCUCUUCGGCUGUUUUUAGGUCCUCUUCUAGGCCUACCAAGGGCACACGGCAAUUUAACAGAACUAGGUUAAAGCCCACUUCUCGAAUACCAGGCGGUAACCCGUACAACUAUGGCCCCAUCAUUGCUUUUCAGACCAAAUCUCCUGUGCCUUUGGACUGCCCCACUGCCUGCACAUGUAAUCUGCAGAUAUCUGAAAUUGGGUUAAAUGUCAACUGCCAAGAGAGAAAGAUUGAAAGCAUUUCUGAUCUAAAACCCAAGCCAUACAAUCCGAAAAAAAUGUAUCUCACUGGAAAUUACAUCCCUGUGGUGCGGAGAUCCGAUUUUGUCGAUGCCACUGGAUUGGAUUUGCUUCACCUGGGAAACAACAGGAUAACUCUGAUCCACGACCGGGCUUUUGGGGAUUUAACCAACCUACGUAGGCUGUAUUUAAAUGGUAAUCUCAUGGACAGGCUUACAGGAGAAAUGUUUUUCGGUUUGCAGAACUUGCAGUAUCUUUAUUUAGAGUACAACAAAAUCAAGGAGGUCGAUGCGGGCACUUUCCGCUACCUCCCUAAUCUCCAGCUGCUUUUCCUCAACAAUAACCUCCUGAAAACUUUACCCGUGGGCAUAUUUUCCAGCCUCUCCCUGUCUCGGCUUAAUCUGCGUAACAACCACUUCCAAAACCUGCCUGUGAGUGGUGUUUUAGAUCAGCUGAAGCUGCUGGUGCAGAUAGAUCUGUUCGAAAACCCCUGGGACUGCUCCUGCGACAUAGUGGGGAUGAAGAUAUGGCUGGAGCAGCUCAGCGCGGGCACCGUGGUGAACGAGGUGGUGUGCGAGACGCCCAAGCGCCACACAGGACUGGACGUGCGCUCCAUCCAGUCGGAGCAGCUCUGCCCGGACUACUCCGACGCAUACGUCUCGCCGACUCCCCCUACGGACGAGCCCAUGGACGACCGGGUUGUCACCACGGAUGCUCCGCAGAAGUUCAACACCCCCAGCAGCACCGUCCCCCUCUCUGUCCUCAUCCUCAGCCUCCUGCUUGUUUUCAUCAUGUCUGUCUUCGUGGCUGCGGGGCUCUUUGUCGUGGUGAUGAAAAAGCGCAAAAAGUCACAGAGCGACCGCACGAGCACCAACAACUCAGAUGUCAGCUCUUUUAACUUGCAGUACAGCCUCUACAGCAACCGCUCCGGCCCUAAAGUUAAAGCCCCGGCCGGUCACGUCUACGAGUAUAUUCCACAUCCCAUGGGCCACAUGUGCAAAAAUCCCAUUUACAGGUCGCGGGAAGGGAACACGGUGGAGGAUUACCGUGACCUCCAUGAGCUCAAGGUCACGUACAGGAGUACCCCGGAUGAGGAGAGGGAUAGUAGCACGAUGAGGAGCCCCACGUACAGCGUGAGCACCAUCGAGCCACGAGAAAACCCUUCCCCCGUCCAGGAUGCAGACCAUUUCUUCAGAGGCAUCCUCGAGCCGGACAAGCAGUCCCCCCAUCAGUCCAUCCCCUCCAUCCCAGCAGGUGCCAAUUUAGAGUACAAGUACACAGGGCCUGUGUCGUACACGUACAACCCAAAUUUUGAUGUCAGACGUCAAUUCUUGCACCCGGAGAGGAUAAGAGAAACAGUGCUCUAUGGCACAGCACCCAGUACUGUUUAUGUCGAGCCCAACAGAAACGAGUAUUUGGAGCUAAAAGCUAAACUGCAGUCUGAGCCCGAUUACCUCGAAGUUCUUGAGAAACAGACCACCUUUAGCCAGUUCUGAGCAACAGAAUCAUUAAUGUAAUGAAGCAUUUUCUCUCUUGACCCCUCCUCGAAGCAGCGGCUCAGUCUAUAAGGGUGCCUUGGCACAACACAAACGAAGCGAAUACGGAAAGGAGUUGAAACGGGGUGUGCCGAACAAUCUUAUUCUUAUUUCUGAAACAUGACAUUACAGGAAUGGAUACAGCUUUCUGAAACAUGGAUGAACAAAAUUGCUCUACUUAACUGAUGAUGCA